Messenger RNA from Anoplophora glabripennis (Asian longhorned beetle), 2076 nucleotides. Its product is annotated as zinc finger protein 62 homolog. The transcript is spliced from 8 exons. Gene Ontology annotation, cellular component: nucleus. The coding region runs from base 74 to 2074 and encodes 666 amino acids. Gene Ontology annotation, biological process: regulation of transcription by RNA polymerase II. Lineage: Eukaryota; Metazoa; Arthropoda; Insecta; Coleoptera; Cerambycidae. Gene Ontology annotation, molecular function: RNA polymerase II transcription regulatory region sequence-specific DNA binding; DNA-binding transcription factor activity, RNA polymerase II-specific. The record is from RefSeq and is a predicted model, not a curated record.
AAAUUAGAUUUUAUUUAUUAGAGUAUUCUAAUAAGUGUAUACUUAUUUGAAAAUAUAAAUUGAGGAAAUUACAAUGGAUAUAAAUGAAUUGGUACAAUCUGAAGAAUUUCAGUGCCCUACAUGUAAUAAAAUAUUCACUGUUCAUACAAAAUUUAAUAAACAUUUGGAGACACAUAAUCUCACUUGUGCUAAAUGUAAUAUACGUUUCAAAACUUAUCAUCAGAAGAGGCUACAUGAUAGAUCUUGCCAUUCACCGGUACAGAAAAAGGAUAAGACAUGUAGGAUAUGCCCAGGAGCAUCAUUCAAAACAGAAGAAGAGUAUUUGUUACAUGUACGAGACAUCCACAAAGGAAAAUUGAUAGAUUGCUAUAUGUGUAAUGUCUGCGGGAAGACGUUCAAAACAAGGAGUGAACUUAGACAACACAUUAAUUCAAAGUGUGGAACAGAAAAAUUGUUUACUUGUAAAGUUUGUGGACAAAAGUUAAUGUCCGCAGGAUCUCUGUACAAUCAUAUGCGACGACACAGUGAUAUGGCAAGCUUUAUGUGUCGAUUUUGUGCAAAAUUGUUCCACACUGCCGGCCAGUUAAAAGUACACGAGAGAAUCCACACCCAACAAAAAGAUUUUGUCUGUGAUGUUUGCGGUAAAGGAUUUUGUCACCGUCAAAGCUUGAUAACCCACAGCACUGUGCACACUGGCAUAAAGCCGUAUCAAUGCGAGGGGUGCGGAAAAUCCUUCAGUUGCGUCGGGAAUUUGUUAAAACACCGAAAAUCCCACGCAGAUACUUGUGGUUUGCUGCCCCUGACCACACAUAGGGUACAAAAUCCUUCUACGAAAAUUAAAGUUAAAAUAAACACUCCCCUUACCUCGAAACUGAAGGAGGUGCAAAGAAACAAGGAGCUUCAGGAAAAACUGGCCAAGUUAGAUUCGCUGAACGCCAGUAUGAAAUCAGUUGCUACUCGUGACGAAAUAAAAGAAAAGUCUGAAAAUGAUCCCGCAACUACUGUAAAUCAAAAUGACUCUAAAUCAGAGGAUACAUAUGAAAAUCAUGAUAUAAUCAAACAAAACGCUAGUACAAAUGUAGAUUUAGAAGAAAAUAAUUGUAAGAUUGAGAAGACUGAUGAUGGCAACAAAGUAAAUUCAGAAACUCGUAAUGGAAACGAAAUCGUUAAUGAAGAAAACGAUUCUUCAUCUGAUAAUUCUACAGAGGCAAGCGAUGAGUCUAGGCUAAGCUCUAGGCCGAAAAAUAGAGGCAAAAGGAAACGAGAUACUUUAUUUGAACAAAAACUUAAUGAAUUUAUAAAGGAUAGACAACUAGAAAACAAAAAAGCCGCCAGCUGCAAAUACUGCAAGAAAGAAUAUACGAUUUUCAGGUGGCUCUAUAGGCACGAACAAGAACACGCGGAAAACGGAGAGGGCAAAAUCCUUCCGUUCAAAUGCAGCUGUUGCAAAAAAUGCUUCGAAACAAAAGAUGAUCUGAAACACCACCAGCAACUUGAUCACGCUGAUAUAUUAUCUUGCCACGACUGCGGCGACAAAAUUUUCGCCAACCCCGACUCCCUCCGCUCGCACCGUCACAUCUUCCACAAGGGCGUCCCCAGAAAGGAGUACGUCUACAUCUGCGAGAAGUGCGGCAAAAAAUUCAAACAGAAAACCGUACUCCAGAUGCACAACGAGACAAACUGCAGCAAAGGCCUCUUUUUCCAGUGCGACGUUUGCCGGAAGGAGUUCUCAAGCGACCACACCCGCAAGGCGCACAUGCGCGUGCACAGCUCGGAGAAGAACCUCACCUGUAAAUUUUGCGGCAAAGGUUUCCACUGGAAGGGGCAGCUCAAGGUCCACGAGAGGUCGCACACCGGGGAGAAGCCCUAUACUUGUCUGUUUUGUCCCAGCGCUUUCGCGUAUCGGGACAGUUUGAUCACUCACAGUACUUUGCACACGGGCAUUAAGCCGUAUUUCUGUAAAGGCUGCGGAUGGAGGUUUUCGUGCAUCGGGAAUCUCGUUAAGCAUAAGGUUACGCACGCUAACACGUGCGGAGCUUGGUACCAGAAGAACGAGAAAGAGGAUUGUGUGUAAAA